Molecule: messenger RNA, 1761 nt
Organism: Pyrus x bretschneideri (Chinese white pear)
Lineage: Eukaryota; Viridiplantae; Streptophyta; Magnoliopsida; Rosales; Rosaceae
Product: E3 ubiquitin-protein ligase APD2-like
Exons: 11
Coding region: 159-1541 (460 amino acids)
Source: RefSeq, a predicted model, not a curated record
AUUAACUAACCGUCACACACCAACUACCAUUCCUAUGUUGAAAAACCCAAAAAUGGAUACGAGAGUACACGACUUUUUGGUGAGCUUCGCAGCCUCGUCACCACCGCCUUUGCUUCCUCAAGGGAUGCUGCUGCCUCCCAAAACUCCCAUCAUCCAGCAUGGAAACCCCAGAACCAGAUCGAAGAGAAGAUCAAUCCUUUCCAUCAUCUUCUUCUUCUUCGCCAUCGAGCUCACGGGUGGAAGAAGAAGAAGAAAGUGACGGACGUUCAAAUGGGGACAAUUUUGAUGAGCAGCAGCGGAUGAGAAGGUCUAGGACUUAUCAUGUGAACUUGUUGGUGUUCGAUGUAGAAGUGUCUGAGGAUGAUAUUUGGUCGGCCCUUGCUGUGCUUGUCACCUUUUGGUUCUUUGCAUCUAUGACUAUGAUUCUUGGUUUCUAUGGAUCUGGCAAUCUACAAUUGGGCCCGAACUGCUCGCGCUUGAUACAAACUAAUCCGUUCUUUGUGCAAUCGAUUAAGGCACAGGAGUUUGAUGAGCAAAAACUUGGCCCAGUGUUAUAUGGAUUCAACAAACCUCCUCCCUUGGAUGUUGAAAUAGCAUGGACCGAAACACAGGAUACGCUUGUUCCAGCCAAUUUUCACAAGGCAUGGAUUUACUUUCUAAACAAAGGGUCUGGUUUGGAUAUUACUUACCGUGUGAAGCCUACAAGUUCCUCGCCUUUAACUCUUGUAAUCGCACAAGGUAGUGAGAGCCUGGCUGAAUGGAUAGAGGAUCCGUCAUACGGUAAUGCAACAUUGUCUUGGAAUAUAAUUUAUGGAAGUGGUAGGAUCCAGCAGGAUAUUCCAAAGUCUUCUACUUACUAUAUCGCAGUAGGAAACUUGAACCCUGAGUUUGUUGAGGUAGAGUUGGUAUUCAACAUAAAAUCUGUUCUUUAUAACACAACCGAGGCGUAUUAUAAAUGCUCUUUGUAUAACCGGUUAUGUAGCUUAAAGCUUUCCCUCUUGGGGGCAAAUGUUGCUGUCAUAACUUCUCCAGGUCCUAAAGAGGGUAUCCCUAAUGAUGAUUGGUAUGUAAGCCUGUCUUAUGGACCGCGAUGGGCCAUGUAUUUUCUUGUAGCAGGCGUUGUGACUUUGCUCCUCGUAACGGCCUUUAAAUUUUAUAACAAAUUCCAGAAUUCUAGUGAAGACACAACCGAAUUUCAAGCAGAGGAGGGACAAUCCGUGCAAACCCCGCUGCUUUCACCCAAAGACGAUGAUACUUUGAGUUGGGGUUCGUCGUAUGAAUUUAUUUCCAAUAAUGAAGAAGAUUUGGAUGAGUGCCUUGCAGUGAGUUCCCUUGAAGGAAGGUUAACAAAUGAAGGAGAUAGCAACAAUACUCGGCAUCUUUGUGUCAUAUGCUUUGAUGGUCCUAGGGAUUGCUUCUUUCUUCCCUGUGGACAUUGCGCUGCCUGUUUUACUUGCGGAACAAGGAUUGCCGAGGAGGCUGGUACGUGUCCCAUAUGUCGUAGAAGGAUGAAGAAAGUGAGGAGGAUUUUUACAGUUUGAGCUUGUAUGUAUGUGUGAACCAAGUUUGCAGGCAGCUCCCUUGUACCAUAGUUUUUAUGAAUCUUGUGGAUAUUUUUUCACUAACAGAUGAAGAAGUAGUGGUUUCUAUUAUACUUCAAAAAUUUUCACACAUUAUCACAACCACAAGAAUUACAACUGUAAUCUCUCCAAAGUGCAAAUAAUGUAUUUGAAAGAAAUGAGUAUCGUUAUUAUUCAUGUA